Molecule: messenger RNA, 3285 nt
Organism: Octodon degus (degu)
Lineage: Eukaryota; Metazoa; Chordata; Mammalia; Rodentia; Octodontidae
Gene: Slc25a51
Product: solute carrier family 25 member 51
Exons: 3
Coding region: 982-1875 (297 amino acids)
Source: RefSeq, a predicted model, not a curated record
AGGCGUGCGGAAGCCUGGGCUCCCCUCGGCCUUCAGUGAGAGAGGCGCGGGGAGGGUCGGGGGGCGGCCGCCGCCGCCGCCGCCGGGCCCCUGUGCGUGCACCCGGACUCCUGGUCCCCGUUCCGAGCCUCUGGGCUCGGUGCUUGCGCGCCCUCCCGCACUGCGCGGGGGCAUCUUGGUCGCGUCGGCCGGCGACCUCGCCUGCGCUGGCAGCUGAGCGUUCGCGCGUUCACUCGGGCGCGCGCGGGCUGGGAAGGCGCUUCCCGGGCGCUGGGACUGCAAGGGCGGGGACCGGCCGGUGCGGCCGCCGCGCGCCUGCCCUCGCCCCGGAGGCAGGGGUUGCCGCUGGCUCGCAGCCGGAUCCCGACCCAGGAGUUUCCGAGACCCGAGGGCUCCUGAUGGUUUUGCCCAGUUUCUCUGUUUUCAAAGACUGGGGAAAUGGACGCCUAGAGAAUGCUUGUUCUGCGACACCAUGUUACAUCGCCUCAUAGGAAACAAUUGUGCGAGGCCUUUCCUACGGGGGAGGGGUGGCGUCAGGCUCUGUACCGCUCAUUUGUUGUUAAAUUUAGCGAGACGGUGUGGCGACGCCUCCGCUGUACUGACCACCCUAACUUUAAUUUUGCCCCUUACGGACUUACCUAGCUGGCCAUAAUUCCUACCUUCUGCUUCUUUGCCUGUAAUCUAUGAAACAGAAGCCCUUGAAAUACGUAUGUAAUAACCUUGCCCUUUAGAGCCCCCAUCGACUUGACUUGGAAAGAAUUCCCUGGAACCCACCAUGUAGGAUGCCUCGAGGACCCUAUCAGUUCUGAAACACAGAAAUCCAGGUAUCAGAAUUAACUCCAGAAGAGGGAAUCUAACAAACCAGUAGCAAUGGAAGAAAUUGAGAAAGUUACCAAACAUCUGUCAUUCCCUACAAUGCAAGGAUCAGCUGGUGUCACAGGUUUAAAAAAUCCUUCAUGAACAGCAGAGAUUGGAAGCAACAUGAUGGGUUCAGAAGCUCAUGAAAAGAGGCCACCAAUCCUAACAUCUUCAAAACAAGACAUAUCGCCUCACAUCACUAGUGUUGGUGAAAUGAAGCAUUACUUGUGCGGCUGCUGCGCAGCUUUCACCAAUAUAGCAGUCACAUUUCCCAUUCAGAAGGUCCUCUUUCGGCAGCAGCUUUAUGGGAUCAAAACCCGGGAUGCAGUGCUUCAGUUGAGGAGGGAUGGAUUUCAAAACUUGUAUCGUGGAAUCCUUCCCCCAUUAAUGCAGAAAACAACUACCCUGGCGCUUAUGUUUGGUCUGUACGAGGAUUUAUCUUGCCUUCUCCAUAAGCACGUCAGUGCUCCCGAGUUUACGACCCGGGGUGUGGCGGCAAUCCUGGCAGGGACAACAGAAGCCAUUUUCACUCCAUUGGAAAGAGUUCAGACGUUGCUUCAAGACCACAAGCAUCAUGACAAAUUCACAAAUACUUAUCAGGCCUUCCGGGCACAGAAAUGCCAUGGAAUUCGAGAGUAUUAUCGAGGCUUGGUGCCCAUUCUUUUUCGUAAUGGAUUCAGCAAUGUCCUUUUUUUCGGCCUUCGAGGUCCCAUUAAGGAGCAUCUCCCUACAGCCACCACUCACAGUGCUCAUCUGGUUAAUGACUUUAUCUGUGGAGGGGUAUUGGGUGCCAUGUUGGAAUUCUUGUUUUUUCCAGUUAAUGUUGUAAAAACUCGCAUACAGUCUCAGAUUGGUGGGGAGUUUCCAUCUUUCUCCAAGGUUUUCAAAACAAUCUGGCUAGAACGGGACAGGAAGCUGACAAAUCUCUUCAGGGGAGCCCAUCUGAAUUAUCAUCGGUCCCUCAUCUCUUGGGGCAUAAUCAAUGCGACUUACGAGUUCUUGUUAAAGAUAAUAUGAAAAAGUCAUCAGUGAAGUGCCAUGUAUCAACUAAAUAGACCUAAGAAAAAUCCUAUUUGGCUUUGGUUCAGAUUGGCCCCAAUACAAGUUGGUGUCAUUGAGUCCAGGCCACAAUGAAUUAUGGGCUGAGUUGUUUCCCUUGAGUAUCAUCAAAAACAAUAAAAGGUUUCAGUAGGAAACUUUCAAAAAAAUUUCUUUGUUUUUAAUUUUUUAUCAUUAUCCAAGAGCUUUAGGCUUAUUGCUGGUAAAUAGCGUCUGUCUGAUGGUCAUUCACAGGGUAUUCUAUAGCCAGGCUGAUUCCUUUUUCCAAAACAACCUUUAAGCCUUUUGUAUUGUAGCAUAAAAUGCCUUCAGCAGCCAGGGAAGAGGCUUGCAGGCCCAGGCCUUCUCAGGCUUACUUUGUUACUCCAUUUCUUCUUUGCUCUCAGGAGCAGCUGCAGUUCAUUAAACUCAAACAUAAGUGGCAGGACACAGGCAGAACAGAGAAGAAAAAGAGCUUAUUGGGUCGUGCUGAAAUUGCUGGUGUUAGUUUUGGAAUCAAACACCUGCUGGAAUAGAAUGCAAACUAUGUUCUGUUUAAAUGAGGUAGACAGAAUCAUGUUGCUGAUGCAAUUUCUAAUUUUGCUUUCUCCCUUUGGAAGUUUUCUGUUUAAUUCUGAAUGUGACCUUAAGCCCUGCCAAAAUAUUCUUACGUUAAUUUUACUGAUGUCAUUGCCAAAAACUGAGAAAAUUUAAAUUUUUUUAUAGAUGCUUCAUCCUAUUAAGUUGUUAAUUCUAUCUAUUCCUACAUUGGCCAGCCUGGUUUCCUUGAAUUUUUGGUGCCAAUUUAGCAGUAGGCUUUAGGGGCUUUUCCCCCGCCCUCAGGAGUAAUUUGUCAUGUUUGAGUAUCCUGUUUUCUUGAAGCUAUAUUUUUUAAAAAUAAAACACUUCCAUAAGUUUUAUCUUGGGAGUCUGUUGAGAUCCCAGCCCUGCCCCCUUCUGGUUUCUAAAUGUUACAGUGGAGGGGAAAAGCUCAGGAUAGCUCUCGACCCAGUGUGAGCGAUCUUUAUUUCAUUCUUGGACUUGGAGACUCCUUUGGAUUUGACAUUUGGGGAAUUCAGUUUUAUAAUUGUGUCAUUAAAUCUAGUUUUGAGAGCGUAUGAUCUAAGUAAAAACAUUUGAAGAGUUAUGUUUAACUUUAGAGAUUGUUGGUAGCUAGAUUACCUACUUGUCCCUUAUAGACAAAACUUGUCACAGAAUCAGAAUAUUUGAAAAUUUUUUCCCCAGCUGGUGAAGCAAAAUGACUCAUAGAGCAGUUGAAUAACUAAUGAUAUACGAGAAACACACUAGACAAAUUGUCGAUCUGUCUUUUUGAAAAUAUCUGUAAAUAUUAAUGUACUUAUUCCUGCCUUCUAACAAGAAAGUAGAUUU